AAACUCUCUUGGAAUUUUGUAGCAAAAUUUGCACAUGCAAGUCGCAAACGUUGAAUUCCACCUCACAUUAUCCAGCAUUUCAUCCGCUAUAAAAAUCCACGACCUAGCGCUCCUAUUCUUCGUGAGAGCUCAACUUGAGCAACAGACACUAACACGUCACCCAUGGCGUCCCUCCUCGUCGUCGUCGUCAUGCUCGCCGCCACCGCGGCUGACGCGGUGACGUUCACCGUCGUCAACAAGUGCGGGUACACCGUGUGGCCGGCGGCGCUGCCGUCGGGCGACGGCACGCAGCUCGACCCGGGGCAGAGCUGGGCCGUCUACGUGCCGGCGGGCACCAAGGGCGCGCGCGUGUGGGGGCGCACGGGCUGCGGCUUCGUCUCCGGCGGCAGCCUUGGGCAGUGCCAGACGGGCGAUUGCGGUGGCACGCUGCGGUGCAAGGCCGUCGGGGCGCCGCCCGUCACGGUGGCCGAGUUCUCGCUGGGCCAGGUGAGCGGCAGCGGCGGCGAGGACUACUUCGACAUCUCCCUCGUCGACGGCUUCAACGCGCCCAUGGCCAUCGCGCCGGCGGGCGGGCGGCGGUGCCCCAGGGGCGGGCCGACGUGCGCGGAGCAGAUCACGCUGCAGUGCCCCGGCGAGCUGCGCGCCAAGGCCGGGUGCAACAACCCGUGCAUGGGGAACAGCACGUGCGGCCCGACCAAGGACACGGAGUUCUUCAAGCGGCUGUGCCCGGAGACGAUCACCUACUCCGGCGACAACCGCGGCACCACCUUCACUUGCCCCGCCGGCACCGGCUACCGCAUCGUCUUCUGUCCAUGAUCCAAACUUGAUUAGCUAGCGACCGGCCGGCCGUUCAAUCAAUCGACGAAAGCGACGAGCUUGGUGUCGUCGUGGGCUGUUUGCUAGCUAGCUUGCUUGCCGUACAGAUAUAUAGACCAAUCAUACUAUUUGUAUAUGCUGAUAAAAUAAGAGCUUUGCACUGCAUGAAUCAUGUGUUGGGAUAAAGAAGAAAAGGAAUGAAGUUUCA
Messenger RNA from Oryza brachyantha (malo sina), 1024 nucleotides. Its product is annotated as protein P21-like. Gene Ontology annotation, biological process: defense response. Bases 163 to 816 code for a protein of 217 amino acids. The record is from RefSeq and is a predicted model, not a curated record. Gene Ontology annotation, cellular component: extracellular region. The transcript has a single exon. NCBI's taxonomy places the organism in Eukaryota, Viridiplantae, Streptophyta, Magnoliopsida, Poales, Poaceae.